AUGGCGACCAACGGCACCAAAAUGGAUGGCCAGGUGACCGAACAGAACGAGGUGGCGUCUAACGACAAGCCCAAGUCGCUGGACGUCAAGCCCGAAAAGCAGAAAAAGGAGAUGCCGGACAGAGAAACGUGGGGAGGGAAAUUUGAUUUCCUCCUGUCGUGUGUGGGUUAUGCAAUUGGACUGGGCAACGUGUGGAGAUUUCCGUAUCUCUGUGGCAAAAACGGCGGAGGGGCCUUCUUGAUUCCCUAUUUUUUGACUCUCAUAUUUGCCGGGAUGCCCUUGUUCCUACUGGAAUGCUCCUUGGGUCAAUACACCUCAAUUGGGGGGCUUGGCGUGUGGAAACUGGCGCCUAUGUUUAAAGGCGUGGGCCUGGCGGCAGCCGUCCUUUCCUUCUGGCUUAACAUUUACUACAUUGUAAUCAUAUCCUGGGCUAUUUAUUACCUGUACAACUCCUUCACCGCUGACUUACCAUGGAGCUCAUGCAACAAUCCAUGGAACACAGAAAAGUGUUACACAAAUUAUUCCAUUGCAGACACCACCAACCUCACCAGCGCAGUGGUGGAGUUUUGGGAGCGCAAUGUGCACGAAAUGACCGACGGCUUGGAAAAGCCGGGCCAGAUUCGAGUGCCGCUUGCGAUAACGCUGGCCAUCGCUUGGGUCCUCGUCUACUUCUGCAUCUGGAAAGGGGUCAGCUGGACGGGGAAGGUGGUUUACUUCUCGGCUACAUAUCCCUACUUUAUGCUCUUCAUUCUCUUCAUCCGUGGAGUGACCCUGCCUGGAGCAAGAGAGGGAAUUUUGUUCUACAUCACCCCUGAUUUUGAAAAGCUCAAAGAAUCGGAGGUAUGGCUGGAUGCCGCAACCCAGAUCUUUUUUUCCUACGGUUUGGGAUUGGGGUCACUUAUAGCUCUCGGAAGCUACAACUCAUUCACUAAUAAUGUUUACAGAGACUCUAUUAUUGUGUGCUGCAUCAACUCGUGCACCAGCAUGUUUGCUGGCUUUGUGAUCUUCUCCAUUGUCGGCUUCAUGUCACACGUGACCAAGAAGGACAUUGCCGACGUGGCAGCUUCAGGUCCCGGCUUAGCCUUUCUGGCCUACCCUGAGGCUGUAACCCAGUUGCCUGUGUCUCCGCUGUGGGCUAUUCUGUUCUUCUCCAUGCUGCUCAUGCUGGGGAUCGACAGCCAGUUCUGCACCGUGGAGGGCUUCAUUACUGCUUUAGUCGAUGAAUUUCCCAGAGCACUUCGAGGUAGACGAGAGAUCUUCAUCGCAGUCGUCUGCCUGGUGUCUUACGUGAUUGGCCUUUCGAACAUCACGCAGGGUGGGAUUUAUGUGUUCAAACUCUUUGACUACUAUUCUGCCAGUGGAAUGUGUCUGCUCUUCUUGGUCUUCUUUGAAUGCAUCUCCAUAUCCUGGUGCUACGGCGUGAACAAGUUCUAUGACAACAUCGAGGAGAUGAUCGGCUACAAGCCUUGUGUGUGGUGGAAGAUGUGCUGGGUGGUGUUCACCCCCCUCAUCGUUGCUGGCGUGUUCUUGUUCAGUGCCGUACAAAUGGUUCCCCUCACGAUGGGAGACUAUGUGUUCCCCGGCUGGGGUCAGGGAGUGGGUUGGUUCAUGGCACUGUCUUCUAUGAUUCUCAUACCAGGAUACAUGAUUUAUAUGUAUCUUGGUCUCAAGGGCACCUACAAAGAGCGCCUUCGGAUAAUGCUUCAGCCUCCAGCAGUCGUCAGGCGACCGCAGGAAAACGGACCCGAGCAGCAGGUGGAAACCAACAUCGCUAACCUAUCCAGCCCAGCUAACCCAACUAACCCCGCCAGCCCGACCAAUCCGGUCCCUGCCAACCCAGCUCCGGUCAGUCCAACCAGCCCCGUAGCCCCCGCUAACCCGGCUCCACCCUCCAGUAAUCCGCCUGCCGCGGCCGCCAGCCCUGUGAAGCCGGCAACAAGUCCCACCAUCGUGACCACCAUCACCACGACCGCCACCACCACGGCCAUUGCGGUCAACCCGGCCACAGCGGCGGUCAGUCCAACAAGUCCUUCGCCAAGCCCAGCAAAUCCGACAGAGCCCGUUAACCCUCUGAACCCAGCGAGCGCGACCGCUAACCUGACCACUGCCGAGGCCAACGUGUAGACGACAAAGUAACCCUCUUGGAGCACGUAGACAAAAGAGAACAUUACAAAGGACCAAGAUUUUAAUUGAUUCACCUACCUCCAAGGGCAAUACGUGAUCGAAACAACAUUUUUCCCCAAUCGGACUUAAUUUUCCUACAUUUUCAAGCCAAUGAUGUCCCGUUGUUGGUUUGUAUUCCCAAAAAAAAAUAAAAUAAAAAAUAAUUGAAGACUGUUAGCGUGCACCGAUCCAACCGUAAAUCAGAGUAUAAAAAAAAUAAAAGAAAUAUACUGUGUAAUACUGUGAGAAAAGAAAAAAAUAGAGAUAUAGACUAGAAAUUUGUUGAAUAUCUUCAUGAAUCGAGUAAAUACCUGUGUGAAUAUAGUAGAUCAAGUAGUGUACAAAAUUGAAAUUGCUGACAACAGCAAGGGCCGUGUCAAUUUUAUCGUGGAUGUUUACGAAAUCUCACACGGUUGUCUCUUUUCCAAAAUGUCGCACUCUGCAAGGCAAAACGGAAGGCCAGAGCGCAGUCGAGGAGCUCGUGAGAAAGCACAACGCCAAUAAGAAGUUCAUGUUUAGACGUUUGUCGGAGCAAUCCGUCCAUGUUCGUGUGAGAGAGACUGUUAUUUUUCUUUCCUUUUUUUCGAUAAAAAACAAAAAGAAGAAAAAGAAGAAAAAAAAUGUAUGUCACGGAGACAUUUUUAAGCAUUAUUUUUAGGAGGUUUUAUACUCUUUGUUGUCGACGUGGCGGAGGACCAAAAUCAAUAGGCAGCCACAAGCAAAAACUAGGCCUAAGCCGUUUUAGCAUCCGGUUGGCAGAAGCACAGGGUACGAAGAAGUACAAAAAAAAAAAAAAAAAAGACGUUCAAAAGAAAAAAGAAAAAAAAACGCAGGGUUAAAGAAAGUGAAUUACUAACACAGACGUUCCCUUCAUUUUGACAGUCAGUCCUGUUUACAAUUUGCAUGCUUUCCUCAGGAACAUCAGUGAAAACUGGCUGAAAUUCCUGACCAAAAAAAAAACAAAAACAAAAAAAAAAAAAACCAACAAGAACAAAAAUUGGCCUGAAGCCGAAACCUCAAUUUCAACCAAGUCCCAGUCUGUUUUUACUUGACUGGGCACAACAACAACAACAACAACAACAAAUGAGCACAUCGUACGCUUGCACGGGAACCUGGACCAAGUCAGUGUUUUGAGUCAUGACUUUUCUGUAUGUGCAUUGAUCAGUUAUAGUUUGAUCAAUAUGUAUUCAGCAAUACAUAUGUAGAUAUAUAAACACGGGCCAGUAAGCAAGUGGUCCGUUUCUAUUUUUGUUCCUGUUGUCCUCGCUUUAUUUGUGACAAGCACAAAGCUUUAAUUUGCCCAGAUGUUUACCAUAGCGCGUUAGCACAAUGCUAGUUAGCUUCUGCGGCAGCUACUGAGGUAAAAAAAAAAGCGUCGGGGUUGGAACGUUCCGGUUUCACGGCGAAAAGCAAAACAACCGAGCGGAAAAUGGCUACACUUCAUGUCCUGUGGGUUUCUAUUUCUUUGUAUAAAGUUCAUCUACCGCAGUUUUCUCUGGAAAUUUGUUGUAAAUCUGUACUGUGUAAACGCGUAACUGUGAAUGUCUGUAAUACAUUGGAAGUUAAUGUCUAAAUGUUGAAAAAAAAAAAAAAUGGAGUUGCUGUUUUCUGCAAUAAUAUUUUGGUCACAGAAGCGAAAGCACAUAUCUGACAGAAAUAUACGAAAUGACAAUGAAGAUAUUGAUGAUUAUAUUAAAAAUAGAAACUAUGUCUAGUAAAACAAUAUUGUUUUGUAUAUUUUUAACUGUCUCACUGCCUAAUGUAAAACAUUAUAUAGACAUGAUAUGUAUUUAAAUGGUGUCAAAUGAUAA
Syngnathoides biaculeatus (alligator pipefish) is the source of this 3974-nucleotide messenger RNA. RefSeq names its product sodium- and chloride-dependent GABA transporter 1-like. NCBI's taxonomy places the organism in Eukaryota, Metazoa, Chordata, Actinopteri, Syngnathiformes, Syngnathidae. Gene Ontology annotation, molecular function: gamma-aminobutyric acid:sodium:chloride symporter activity. The record is from RefSeq and is a predicted model, not a curated record. Bases 1 to 2124 code for a protein of 707 amino acids. The transcript has 14 exons. Gene Ontology annotation, biological process: sodium ion transmembrane transport; neurotransmitter transport. Gene Ontology annotation, cellular component: axon; cell surface; plasma membrane.